Molecule: messenger RNA, 534 nt
Organism: Fibroporia radiculosa
Lineage: Eukaryota; Fungi; Basidiomycota; Agaricomycetes; Polyporales; Fibroporiaceae
Exons: 8
Coding region: 1-534 (177 amino acids)
Biological process (GO): proteasome-mediated ubiquitin-dependent protein catabolic process; protein polyubiquitination
Molecular function (GO): ubiquitin conjugating enzyme activity
Source: RefSeq, a predicted model, not a curated record
AUGUCUAGACCAUCUGCGACGUCGAUGUCCUCCAACGGCCUCCUCCUUCGCCGUCAGCUUGCGGAGCUCAAGAAGCGUCCCCUCGAGGGCUUCUCUGCCGGUCUCGUCGACGACAACAACUUCUAUGAGUGGGAUAUCAUGAUCAUCGGACCGCCGGAUACGCUGUACGAGGGUGGCAUCUUCAGGGCUAGGCUGAGCUUCCCGGAGGAGUACCCCAUCCAGCCACCAAAGAUGCGCUUCCUCACGCCCAUGUGGCACCCGAACAUUUAUCCCGAUGGCAAUGUCUGUAUCUCCAUCCUGCACCCACCCGGCGAAGACCAAUACGGCUACGAAGAUUCUGGAGAGAGAUGGCUGCCUGUGCACACAGUCGAAUCCAUUCUCUUGAGUGUCAUAUCGCUCCUCUCGUCCGACACGCCCAAUCUGGACAGUCCUGCGAAUGUAGAUGCGGCAAAGGAGGUGAGGGAGAGCUUUGACACAUACAAGAAGAAGGUCCGGCGCCUGGUGCGACGGAGUGCAGAAGAGGCUUUCGACUGA